GAGGCCUCUCUGUCCUUCCCCUUCCCCUCCUGUUUCCCUCCCCUUUAUUCUCGUCUUUCCCUCCCCUUUCCCCUCUUUUUUCCCCUCCCCUUUCCCCUCUUUUUUCCCUCCCCUUUCUCUUCCUUUUUCCCUUCCCCCUCCCCCUUCUCUUUUCCUUUCCGCUUCUCUCUUCCCUUUCCUCUUUCUUUUUUCUCUUUUGCCCUCCUCUUCCUUUUCCCCUUUGCCUCUUUCCUUCUCCUCCCUUAUUUCUCUUCCCCCUCUCUUUCUCUAUCCUCUCAGUCUUUCCCAACACCUCCUUUCCUCAACCCACUUUCCCCAGCCCUUCCCUUCCCAAAUCCCCCUCUCAAACACUUGAGCUUCGCCUGCCUCCUGGGGCUGAUUUGGAACCUGCGCUGAGCGUUCGGUCCCAUGUGUGAUGCCUGUGAUGCGGGUGGCGGGCGGGUGGGGGCCCUGGCCGGAGCCGGAGCCCCCGGAGCCCCCGCCGUGGGGACGGCCGAUGCCGUGGAGAGGCUGGCCAACAUGUGUCCGUUACGCUCUUCCGACGUAUUCUUCCUGAAGUCCAUUAUUCUAACUUGUGAGCAGUUAUGAGUACCCCAGGAGCUUCAGCAACAGCCACAAUGAAGCUAAAACAGAAUAUCAACCCUAUUCUUUUAUGUUUAAUAAACUUUGUAAUUUUGGUCUACACUAUUUUAACGUACAUUCCAUUUUACCUUAUAUGUGGAUCAAGGCAAGCAAGAUCCAAUCAACUUAAAGCAAAGCCUGUAAAUAGACAGCCUAAUGCAGCAUACCGUUCUAUUAAUAGCUUAUAUGGUUUGGCGUCAGUGCUCUAUCCUGGAUGUGAUACGCUAGAUAAAGUUUUUAAGUAUGCAGAAAUCAAAUUUAAAGAGAAAAGGCUUCUGGGAACACGUGAAGUACUAAUUGAAGAAGAUGAAGUACAGCCGAAUGGAAAAAUUUUUAAAAAGGUUAUUCUUGGAGAUUACAAUUGGAUGUCUUAUGAAGAAGUUUAUGUUCGAGCCUUUAACUUUGGAAAUGGCCUCCGGGUAUUGGGACAGAAGCCAAAGACUAACAUUGCCAUCUUCUGUGAAACCAGAGCAGAAUGGAUGAUUGCUGCACAAGCUUGUUUUAUGUAUAAUUUUCAACUUGUUACACUAUAUGCUACUCUAGGAGGUCCAGCAAUUGUUCAUGGAUUAAAUGAAACAGAGGUAACCAACAUCAUUACGAGUAAAGAACUUUUGCAAACAAAAUUGAAGGAAAUUGUGUCUCUAGUUCCUCAGCUGCGUCAUAUCAUAACUGUAGAUGGUAAGCCAACAACUUGGUCUGAGUUUCCCAAAGGUGUCAUUGUUCACACUAUGGCAGCAGUGCAGGCUUUGGGAGCAAAGUCAAACUCAGUAAAUACACCUGAAAACAGGCCUACACCCUCAGAUAUUGCUGUAAUCAUGUAUACAAGUGGAUCUACAGGACUUCCAAAAGGAGUUAUGAUCUCUCAUUCUAAUAUUAUUGCUGGUAUAACUGGGAUGGCUGAAAGGAUUCCAGGACUGGGAGAAGAAGAUGUUUAUAUUGGAUAUUUGCCUCUUGCCCAUGUGUUAGAAUUAAGUGCUGAGCUUGUUUGUCUUUCUCAUGGAUGCCGAAUUGGCUAUUCAUCACCACAGACUUUAGCAGAUCAGUCAACAAAAAUUAAAAGAGGAAGCAAAGGAGAUACAUCUAUGUUGAAACCAACCUUAAUGGCAGCUGUUCCGGAAAUCAUGGAUCGAAUCUACAAAAAUGUCAUGAAUAAAGUGAAUGAGAUGAGCAGUUUUCAACGCAACCUUUUUAUUUUGGCCUAUAACUACAAAAUGGAACAGCUUUCAAAAGGCUAUUGCACCCCACUUUGUGACAGGUUUGUUUUCCGGAAAGUACGAAGCCUCUUAGGUGGAAAUAUCCGGGUCCUGCUAUGUGGAGGUGCUCCACUUUCUGCAACAACUCAGCGAUUUAUGAAUAUCUGUUUUUGCUGUCCUGUUGGUCAGGGCUAUGGACUCACUGAAUCAGCUGGGGCUGGAACAAUCACUGAAGUUUGGGACUAUAAUACUGGUAGAGUUGGAGCACCAUUAGUUUGCUGUGAAAUCAAAUUAAAGAACUGGGAAGAAGGUGGAUACUUUAAUACAGAUAAACCACAUCCAAGAGGUGAGAUUCUAAUUGGUGGUCCGAACGUGACAAUGGGCUACUACAAAAAUGAUGCAAAAACAAAUGCUGAUUUCUUUGAAGAUGAACAUGGACAGAGGUGGCUCUGUACGGGAGAUAUUGGAGAAUUUGAUCCUGAUGGAUGUUUAAAAAUUAUUGAUCGUAAAAAGGACCUUGUAAAACUUCAGGCAGGAGAAUAUGUUUCUCUUGGAAAAGUUGAGGCAGCUUUAAAGAAUCUCCCAUUAAUAGAUAACAUCUGUGCAUAUGCAAAUAGUUAUCAUUCUUAUGUCAUUGGAUUUGUUGUGCCAAAUCAGAAGGAACUAACAGAGCUAGCUCGACAAAAAGAACUUAGAGGGACUUGGGAGGAGAUCUGUAACAGUCCUGAAAUGGAAAAAGAGGUGCUAAAAGUGCUCUCUGAGGCAGCUGUUUCAGCAGGUCUGGAAAAGUUUGAAAUUCCAGUAAAAAUUCGUUUGAGCCCAGAUCCAUGGACCCCCGAAACUGGCCUGGUGACUGAUGCCUUCAAACUAAAACGCAAAGAACUUAAAACACAUUAUCAAGAGGACAUUGAGCGAAUGUACGGAGGGAAAUGAUCAUUCUCUUUUUGCACCUGUUUGCUACAGUGAGCUCAGAUCAAAUAGGAAAAUACUUGAAUUGCAUGUCUCAGUCUUUGAGACAAACACCAUUCCUCAUUUUAAGCCUAAACUGUUAUUUCUCAUGACAUCACCAUCUUUAACUGACAGGAUUAGUAAAAUUUUAAGACAGCAAACUUGUGUCUGUCUCUUCUUUUUUUUUUCACCCCCCCCAAUUUACUUCACUACCUAUGACUAUAUUUGUCAGUUUGUGGAUUUUCCUGAAUCAUAUUGGGGAAACUGAUUUUAAAAUCUCAAAAUUUUUAAAAAUGAUUUAUAUAUCCUGUAUAAUGUUCAGUUUGUAACUUUUUAAAGUUUGGUUGUAUAGAGGGAUAACUAAGAAAUAUUAGAAAUGGUUGCUUUUGGGGCCUUUUUUACUUACAGUAUUUAAAAACAAAAGGAUAUUGAUGUGAAAUUAUGUAAAUUUCAAAUGCUUAUGAAUCAAAUCAUUGUUGAACAGAAGAUCAGACUUGUUGUUGUGUAAUUAUUGUCUUGUAUGCAUUUGAGAGAAAUAAAUAUAUUCAGGCUUAUGAUUUAAGAGAUCAACAUCUUGUGAAUAUGUGCCUGACAAUUUCUUCUUUAAAUAUUUAAUUUUAAAACGGGAAAUAAUGAAGUUUGGUCAUGGCACUGUAUAUAAUGAAGCAAUACUACAGGUCAUUAUUAAUUCAGAAGAUAUUUAACGUAGGAAGUAUAAUGCCAGUUAGUAACUCUCCUCUAAUGGUUUUACUUCAAAAUUUAUCCAGACAAUUUUAUACAAUUGUUAAAACUGGGAGGACACUGAAACUGUUAAAGGAAAACAACUCUGAAGGUUCGGCAAGAUAUUUUUUAAAGAUGGUAGUUUAAAAAGCCAAACAUCUUUUUUCUACAUCAGCCUUAAAAACAUUCAGGUUUCUAUAUUUUGCAACACAUGAAUCAUUGAAAACUGUCAUAUCCCCUAGCUGUGGUCCAAAUGGCUUGAUUAUUUCUUGUUUUUAAAUUUAGGAUUAUUUUCUUGGAUAUAAAUUUGCACCAGGUUGUAUUUAUUUUACAUGGUAUAUGUUAGUUGGAUAUUUGAGUAAGUCCUUCUUGUAAAAAAGUCUUCAACUUUUCCCCUUUGCUAAAUUACAAAUGUUUUUUAUCUUGAAGGAUAUGAAUAUGAUAUAUGAAUAAAAAUGGGGCCAUCUAGGAUUGAAAAAAGUGUUCUCAUCAAGGUUACGUGAUAAUUUAGAAGAUAUUCUUCUUAUUAACUUUUAAAUUAGAGAACUGUUAAAAUUUAAUUUCCAGGUUUUUCUGUAUCACUAGACACUUGAUUCCUAUAAUGCUGCCUGUCUAAUAGAUAAACUUUUUGAAGUGCUUUAGAAUUUAUAAAACAUUACCCAAGGAAUUAGAGAAUAUGACAUCAAAGAUGAUCACACAAAUUGAAAUUGCACAAAUCAAUGCUUUUUAAUUUAUUGGCACACUUUUCAGCAACAUGUUACAUGAAAUAUUUUUUUACCUAUUAACGUAAAAGCACAGUUCAUAGAAGUAACUGCAUCUCAGCUCCUUUAAACAUAAAAACAAAGGCAAAGAUAUUAAAUAUUUGGCCUAGAUAACUUGGGUAAGAUUUUUGAAUGUUGAGCGACUUAAGACAAAAUGGAUGUAUGUUGCUUGGUUGGAAGGCUUUGGUUGCAUCACAAAGGUAUCACACCUUGAGAAAUAGUUUUUUUAUUUUUUGUUUUUGGCUUUUCUUAUCAUGUAUUUGUAUAUUUCUCUCUGCCAUAUAUGUUUUUUUUAUAGUUUAAACCAAUUGCCCUGAGGAAGUGCUUUUUUAAGAUGAGAGAAAUUAAAGGAAGAACAAGAAGGCCUUCUUUCUACAUCAACAUUAAUAUAAUUUAUGAAGUAGAAAGUCUUGAAUUCUAGGAAAAUGGAGAUUAGAAACAAUUAAAUUGCCCCAGUUUAUUGCAUAUAUUACAUGACAAAAGAAUUAAGAAGGGUAAAAAAAUGUAGAUUUGUAGGAAAACAACUCAUAAAAAGAAGCAAGGUUCACAUGCCAUUUGAAGCCAGGCUUUUUUUUGACCUUGUAGAAUAAAAUUGCUCCACAGUGGGAGCAUUUUUCUAAUUUGGGAUUCUGUUGCAUUCUGCAAUAUACUUUCUUUCAGGUGGGGGAUAUGCUUAAGAAAAGUAGAAUUUAGUUAGAAAAGAUUAGAUAACCAAUUAGCAUGUAUUUCAGAACUGAAAAAUAUAUUUUCUUUUUCUUUCCAGAAACAGCUAUUGAGACUUAGCUGACUUCAUUAUCUACCUAGUCUCUCAUUUGUUGAUAGGCUUAGAGUGGAACAUUGGUUCAGUAGGCCAAAUCUGAGCCAGAUUCCUAUAACCACAGCAAAACAAGAAUGUUGAGACUAAGUAUAUAGAACAAAUACUAUUCAUCCUUCAAUUAAUCUUGCAUUGUCAUCAUUAGGAAAAUUAAAUAAUUUUAAAAUGUUUUAUUGUGAGAGAUACUGAGUUAUUUUGGUGACCUGACAGAUAAGAAAGGAAAUAAAUAAGUUCUAAGGUGUUUUCCUUGGCUUUGGCAUUGUUUCUGAAAAUAUUAAAAUAAAUUUUGAACUAUGUCAAAUUCCAGAUAGAAGACAUUCUUAAUAGGGAGGUUUCCUGGAUUGAUUGGGAAAAUAAGAUGUUUGAAGAGUUCUCACAAGUUUGUUGCAAUAAUCUCCGUAAUUCUUUCUUUGAAGAUCAGAUGUGCUCACCAAGGAAGCAUUCUUCUGUUAGUAGUUUGCUGAAAUGAAAGUUAAAUGCAGUGCAAAAUUGAGUCAAUGGCAUUAGGUGAUGUCAAUUCUCUAAGUAAUAAUCUUUUUAAAAUGUCGACUUGAUAACCUCUAUAAAAUCCCGUGGAGCUUGUCUAUUUUUCCAGCACCUGCCAGUAAGAAUAAGAUAGCCUGGCAUACAUUUUUCUAUUUGCUGCCAAAAUUCACAAGCUUAUAAACAUUUUUGUAUUUGAAUUCUUAGAGACCCUGUGAUGCAACUUUUUUUUAAAGCUGUGAUGUGUGUUCAUUUCUUGGGCCUGUAAGAAAAUUGUAUACAUCUGUGUUUUAUAUAAAGUGGUCCACUUUUAAACAGUGUAUAUAUUGGACCAUGCUGAAAAUGUAACCGAAUGACCAGUUGUAUAUUGUAAUUGGUUAUUUAAUGUAAACUCAUUUUCAAUGUAUUCUUGGUUGUCGCUCUUACCUGCCUGAAAAAAAGUGUAUAUCAAAGAGUUAUGUUGUAUGGAUUAUUUAUUUGUAAUUGGACAAGUUUCAAGAAUAAAGAAAUGUAAAAUAAGUUUCUUAAGUUAAA
Messenger RNA from Antechinus flavipes (yellow-footed antechinus), 6074 nucleotides. It is a transcript of the gene ACSL3, whose product is annotated as acyl-CoA synthetase long chain family member 3. The record is from RefSeq and is a predicted model, not a curated record. Gene Ontology annotation, cellular component: endoplasmic reticulum; plasma membrane; lipid droplet. The coding region runs from base 585 to 2747 and encodes 720 amino acids. Gene Ontology annotation, molecular function: long-chain fatty acid-CoA ligase activity. The transcript has 15 exons. Gene Ontology annotation, biological process: long-chain fatty-acyl-CoA metabolic process; long-chain fatty acid metabolic process; neuron differentiation. Lineage: Eukaryota; Metazoa; Chordata; Mammalia; Dasyuromorphia; Dasyuridae.